AAUAACAAUAAUAAUAAUAUUUGUGAAGCCAGUUAUUUAAUACACAGAAAAUUUUGCAUAUAUCAAGUGGAAUUCAUACUUCUAAAAAUGAGUGUAUUAUACCAUUCAACAGCAAGUUAUGAGUGGAAAGUAUCUGAUUCUCCAAACAACAAAUGGUUAGAAUCUAAAGAUUUCACUUUACCAGAUAAUAUCGACAUGAAGUUCAAGAUAUGCCUGAAACUCCUAGAACCCAAAACUUUUUUUUGGAGAAAAGCUCAAAUCAGAGUGAAGAAACAAGCAUCUAUAGGCCUUGGUCGAGCUGAUAUAAUAAUUCAAGUUGAUAAAGUUUCAAGUCGACAAACCAUGAUCCACUGGGGUGAUUACAGCGACAUUUUUAAUUUUCGAGGAACAUUUAAACAAGGAGUCUCAAUUAUUUGCGAAAUUCAUUGGUAUGGACUCGAUGACGCUUAUGAAAAUGAUGAAAUUGCAUUUGCUGCUUCAAUUCAGCCGAACUCAAUGAAAAAUUAUUUACUUUCAACAGAAUUAAGUGAUGUGAUGAUUACAAUAAAUGGUGAUGAACUACCAGCUCAUAAACUAGUUCUCGGAUCUCAUAGUACUGUUUUCAGCAAAAUGUUCAAUACUGAUAUGAAAGAAGCUAAUGAAAAUUGUAUUUGUUUGGAUAGAUUUGACCUUGAUAUCAUCAAACAAGUCCUGAUGUUCAUGUACACAGGAAAAAUUCAGACUGAAAAUGAUAUCAAUGUAAUUUUGAAAAUAUUAUCUUGUGCUGAGAUGUAUCAGAUAAAAAAGCUGACAACUUUUUGCCAGUAUAAAUUAAUACAAAACUUUAAAGAGGAAAAUGUUAUUGAAAUUUUAGUAGAUACUGAUAACUAUGAUUUGAUUCGGCUUAAUCAAAGAGCUUUGGAAUUUCUUGUCGAUAAUAAAGCUAAUAUAUCGUUCUCGAAAACAAUAGAACAAAUUAAUAAUUCAAAAGUAUUGAAAAAUUUUGUUCGGAAUGAAUUAGGAAUGAGAAAAAAUUAA
Molecule: messenger RNA, 1017 nt
Organism: Cotesia congregata
Lineage: Eukaryota; Metazoa; Arthropoda; Insecta; Hymenoptera; Braconidae
Source: the annotation of a GenBank genome assembly